Messenger RNA from Dreissena polymorpha, 1750 nucleotides. RefSeq names its product beta-1,3-glucan-binding protein-like. Gene Ontology annotation, biological process: carbohydrate metabolic process. The coding region runs from base 63 to 1400 and encodes 445 amino acids. The transcript is spliced from 12 exons. Gene Ontology annotation, molecular function: carbohydrate binding; hydrolase activity, hydrolyzing O-glycosyl compounds. The record is from RefSeq and is a predicted model, not a curated record. Lineage: Eukaryota; Metazoa; Mollusca; Bivalvia; Myida; Dreissenidae.
UAUGUCCUAAUUUCUACUACAUAAACCAGCGUGUCGCUUGAUCGUGCCAGUCAGGAGUCAGGAUGCUUCGUCUCUGUGUCGCCGUCGUCGUCGUCGUCGUGGCUUGCGCGCUGCCGCAGCCAAAUAUCAAACAUCUGAAACCUGGAGGCUUCGAGGUUUCUGUUGAUGAUGUUCCAGGUUUGCAGUGGAAGCGAAUCAAGUACGUCAUCGACGGGAAGGCAUUUUCGGAGAAACUGCAUCAGUCGGUGGAUGGUACGUGGAAGCACCACAAGAACGACGGUGAUGUCACAUCCGGCCGCAAAAUCAAGUACACAUUGGUCGGCACACAUAAUGGAAAGAAGAUUAUGAAAAGUGGUUCGAUGAAAGCAGAGCAGACGGGCAUAUCUGUGCUCCCUCUGGAUCACCCUCGACGCCAGUCAGGCACCCUCGUGUUCCGGGACGACUUCGAUGGUGCCGUGGACACUUCCAAUUGGGACUAUGAAAUAUCCAUGUAUGGCGGUUAUAACUGGGAGAUUCAGGUGUACACUAACGACCCACUGAACGUCUUCACCAGAAACGGGCACUUGUUUUUAAAACCGACGCUCACUUCCGAAAAGUUCAACGAGGGUUACCUUCAUACUGGAACCAUGGACGUUGCACAACUGUGGGGUCGAUGUACGAAUGCCGACAGAUAUGGGUGCGUACGUCACGGUAGGGACGGUCUCCUUCCACCGGUCAUGUCCGGUAAAAUCACGAGCAAAAAGACAAUUCGGUUUGGUCGCGUCAACGUGCGCGCACGAGUUCCUCAGGGCGACUGGAUUUGGCCAGCUAUCUGGAUGCUGCCACGUGACUCUCGCUAUGGCGGAUGGCCGGCUUCCGGUGAAAUCGACCUGAUGGAAAGCCGAGGCAACAGUGUUGCGCGCGCACCUGACGGAAAUGACCAUGGACGAAACGAAAUCGGUUCAACUUUACACUGGGGACCCGACGCUGGGCAAAAUAAAUUUUACCUCACGCAUGGAGAAAGGGACGACAACUCCUACUCCAAUUCUUUCCAUGUGUACUCAUUGGACUGGACAGUUGACCACAUCAUAAUCUUAGUCGACAACAUCGAGGUGUUGCGUGUCAAUAUCGAAAACGGCGGAUUCUGGCAGAAGGGCGGAUUUGGCGGCAACAACCCGUGGUCUGGUGGAACAAAGGCCGCCCCAUUCGACCAGGCGUUCUACCUGAUUUUGAACGUUGCCAUCGGAGGAACCAAUGGUUUCUUCCCGGAUGACUGGACGUACAACAGCCGGAAACCAUGGAACAAUAACUCUCCGACAGAGCCUGCUGAUUUCUGGAACCAUAAGAACGAUUGGCUCCCGUCUUGGCAAGGGGACAAUGUCGCAAUGGAGGUCGACUACGUGGAGAUGUUCCAGUACUAAACACUUGUCAUUAAUGUAUCGAGCAUCGCUCUGAGAAACGGGGCUUUAUGCAUGUGCGAAAAGUGUCGUCCAAGAUUAGCCUGUGCGAACGGCACAGGCUUAUUUAGGACGAAACGUUUUGCUUUAAUUGGAUUUUCGCUCAGAAAACACUUCCUUUUAACGAAAAAUACCAUGAAAGCGAACAAGUUUCGUCCAUAAAUGAUCUUUGCGAACUGUACAGGCUAAUCUAUGACAACAUUUUAUGCAUUUAGACCCGAUUUCCUAGAGCGAUUUAAAUCUGUGUUGUUGUUGUUGUUUUUUACAAAAUCGCAUUCCUUAUUUUAUGUAAUAAAUUAAAUUCUUGAGAAGUU